Molecule: messenger RNA, 1132 nt
Organism: Chaetomium fimeti
Lineage: Eukaryota; Fungi; Ascomycota; Sordariomycetes; Sordariales; Chaetomiaceae
Exons: 2
Coding region: 248-1033 (261 amino acids)
Biological process (GO): carbohydrate metabolic process; pentose-phosphate shunt
Molecular function (GO): 6-phosphogluconolactonase activity
Source: RefSeq, a predicted model, not a curated record
CCCCUUCCUCAACCUUGGGCUCGUCUAGUCAUCUUCCAUCUUUCCAAUUUCCAUCAGUGUAAAAAUUGAGAACAAUUCAAUUUCCGUUGUCCAGUACGGUAGAGCUUUUCUAAUUCAGAUUCGAAUCAACUUUCGAACCGGGCUGAACCUGUUUCGCAUCGUCUCCGUCAGGAUUGAGCCGAGACAUUGACGCCUGUACGACGCAACGAACCAAAUCCCGAACCGGAAAGAAAAGCCGACAGUCACAAUGGGCGGCCAAGCCAACCUCUAUUCGUUCCCCGCCGUGGACGCGCUGGCCCCGGUCCUCCGCGCCUACAUUAUCCAGUGCCAGACCGCCGGCAUCCACCGCCACGGCAUCUUCAAGGUCGCCGUGUCCGGCGGCUCCCUGCCCAAGACGCUUGCCCAGGCCCUCCUGACGCCCCCCGCAUCGGAGGACGACGUGGUGCACUGGGAUAAGUGGGAGAUCUUCUUCGCCGACGAGCGCGCGGUGCCGCUCGACCACGCCGACUCCAACUACGCGCUGCUCAAGGCGGAGCUGCUCGACAAGCUGCCGGCGGGCGCGGCGCAGCCGGUGGUGCACCCGAUCGACACGAGCCUGCUCGACGACACGCAGGAGCUGGCGGACAACUACGAGCAGGAGCUCGUCAAGAGCUUCGCCAGCCGCGACUCGGUGAAGCUGCCCAUCUUCGACCUGCUGCUGCUCGGCUGCGGGCCCGACGGCCACACCUGCUCGCUCUUCCCCGGCCACGAGCUGCUGCGCGAGACCAGCGCCUGGGUCGCCCCCAUCGAGGACUCCCCCAAGCCGCCCCCGAAGCGCGUCACCCUCACCCUGCCCGUGGUCACCCACGCCGUCCGGGUCGCGUUCGUGGCCACCGGCGGCGGCAAGAAGGAGGUGAUGAAGGAGAUCUUCGAGGCCGGCAACGGCCUGCCGUGCGCCCUGGUCAACGAGGGCGCUGGCGAACGGUGCAGCUGGUUCGUCGAUGACGCCGCCGUCGAGGGGGUGACCUACCCCAGGAGGGCUUUCAACCUGUAAAGGGGGCAACCGGUAAAGGGAACGCGGAGGAUUGGCAAAGGGCUCUCAAGAUAUUAGGUUGAGUUACGAAAACAGUCAUGAGGAACAAGAGGUACGAGG